GUAUCCAAGGGCGUGCCGUAGCCUGGCAACGGCGGGUAAACAGAGGGGCUCGCGGGCAGCGGGCUCUGAUGCGCUCGGGAUGAGCCGACCCAGCAGUGGCCGCGGUGAAACGCGGGUCAAACGAACCGGAUGCGCGGGAGGUCACCUGCCCGCGCUCGACGACGCGCGCGCGUCGAGUCCUGAAGCCAGACUGCUGUCCGCCUUCAGGAGAGACGCGCAGCACGCCAGCAAAGUUUACCUCGGGGGGAGAGAGUAUUACAGCGAGGAUGGGAAGACCUUCGAAUUGCCCCUUGUUGGGAAAAUAAAGCGACAGUUAAGCGCCGAUCCCACUUUCUGUCCAGAGUAUCCGUCUCCUCUUGGGCUGACAGAAUUCACCAGGCGAGCCACAGAGGUGGCUCUGGGAGAGAACUCUCGGGCUGCAGUGGAGAGCCGGGUGCUUGGCGUCCAAACUCCCAGUUUUACGGCUGCCGUGCGCCUUGGGGCUGAACUCUUGAGACACUGGACCGAUGUCAGUGCUGCCUGGUGCGGUCCAGUCUACCUCUCUUCCCCUUGUGAUGACUCGCUGGCUGGUAUCUUCCAGGCAGCAGGGAUCCGAGAUAUCCGUCAGUAUUAUUACUGGGAUGAGCAGCAGCGGUGCAUUUGUUUGGAGAAGCUUCUGGAGGAUCUGGAGAGGGCUCCUGAGCGAAGUGUUGUUGUUCUGUCCGCGUCUGCCCACUACCCGACCGGAGCUGAUCUCACUCAGAAUCAAUGGGCCGUAAUUACACAACUAAUGACGAGGCGUAGGCUUCUCCCUUUCCUCUUGCUGCCUGCUCAGGCGCUCUGCUUUGGGGAUUUGAAGCGGGACGCCUGGCCCGUACAGCACUGCGCAUCGCAGGGCAUGGAGCUCCUUUGCGCUCAGUCGUUCUCCCACUGCUUUGGCCUAUACGGGGAGGCUGUCGGUCACCUCGUGUGCGUCCUAAAGCAGAACUCCCUCCUGUUGUCUGUGAAGUCUCAAGCUGUCAAAUUAGUCAGAUCGCUGUGGGCCCAGCCGUCCGCAGGAGGAGCACACGUCGUCGCCACCGUGCUCAGUAACCCAGCCCAUCUUGUGGAAUGUCAAGGAGAAGUUAGACGAAUCGUUGAGCGUUGUAUGCUGAUCAGAGACAUUCUGAGAGAGAAGCUGAGGCUUCUGGGUACUCCAGGCUGCUGGGACCACCUGACUCAACAAAGUGGACUCUACUGUUGCACAGGCUUGAAUGAUCAGCAGGUGGAAUUUCUGUCAAAGAGGAGACACGUGUACCUCCUUCCCAGUGGCUGUCUAAAUGUGAGUGCAAUCAACGGCCAUAACCUGAAAUACAUAUCCGAGUCCAUCCAUCUGGCCCUGACCACUUCACCAUGACCACGUGGCUUUUGAUCAAAAUCUGAAAUCAGUGUCAAGGAGGCUUUUCAGCCUCCUGGAACACUGACUGUUCCUGUAAUUACUAUUGCAGUCGUAGACAAUGCAAAGUACAUGUGAAACAAAGAUAAAUGUAGAGCAAAUUAUAAUUGCAUAUGAAACUGCUGUUGACUUUUUGUGAUAUAAGUCCAGUGGUUAUUAGAGAUUAGUGUGUGAUAAGGGAUGUGUCCAUGUGUCGUGUCUGGUUGUAGGUCAGCCAUAAAACUGUAUCACAAUAGCGCAGUGAUCCUUUUGUGAAAGUGUUCUUCCUCUAUCUGCGUUUGGAUAUUAAUAAAUAAUAUAUAAUAUAUAAUUUGUAGUGCAAAAAGUAUAUGUUAAAUGAAAUGUAGGUAGUGCUUACAAAACUGAUGUAUGUUCAAGUGGUAAUUUUUUUCGCUGAGUUGAUGUUAAUUAGUUAUUUAAUGCAAUAAAAAACGAUGUGAAACCUCA
Molecule: messenger RNA, 1861 nt
Organism: Scophthalmus maximus (turbot)
Lineage: Eukaryota; Metazoa; Chordata; Actinopteri; Pleuronectiformes; Scophthalmidae
Gene: got1l1
Product: glutamic-oxaloacetic transaminase 1 like 1
Exons: 8
Coding region: 80-1375 (431 amino acids)
Biological process (GO): L-aspartate biosynthetic process
Cellular component (GO): cytosol
Molecular function (GO): pyridoxal phosphate binding; L-aspartate:2-oxoglutarate transaminase activity
Source: RefSeq, a predicted model, not a curated record